AAAUAAUAGUAAUAUACUAAUAUUUAUACAUUUAACUCAUAUUACCCAAACCCAAGUACGAAACACAGGUUCAGGACGUCGUAGGUUCUAGGUUUUACUGGUAUUGUUUAACGACACUACACGAUGAGGCUAACGGAUUGUCUGAGAGACUUUAAAAAAGUUGGAGAACUGACGAAGAAGUAUGCGAAUUUCCCAGAUUCAUACAUCAAGCGUAGCAUGGAAAAGGUUGUAUGGAAAACGCCACAAAACAAUCCUCGUUACUUACCAAGGACUGUUAAAAAGAAAAAAUAUCAUUUUUCCGACCACAGGCCUUGGUCUAUGCCAUUUAGUAGUCAAAACAAUUUUGGCGAUUUGAAGCCAAAAGUAUUUUUGGAACCGAUUAAAGAAUGGUCAAUUUUUAAAGGAGACAGGGUUGAAAUUUUGGUUGGACCUGAUAAAGGAAAACAGGGAAUUGUUGGACAUGUGAUUCAAGAGCUCAAUUGGGUGAUUGUUGAGGGUUUAAAUUGUGAAUUAGAAGAAGUUUCUCGCUGUAAAGGGCAUUUGUCAAUGGUUCAAAUGAAAGAAAAUCCACUAUUAGUCACUAGCGAGGUGUCAUUAGUAGAUCCAUCAGACUUGCAAGGUUGUACUGUUGAAUGGAGAUUUACGGAGAGUGGUGAUAAAGUACGAGUGUCUUCUAGAAGUGGAAAGAUAAUUCCAAUUCCAUCAUUAGCAAAGCAAACUUAUGAUUACAAAACACCAAAUACUUAUAAAGAAUCUGAAAAAGAUACUACAGCAGAUGAUAUUAAAAAAAUAACGUUUUCGCCUUUAUUGAAAACAUUUGAAAUGGAUGUAAUGGAUGAAAUGAAUAUCAAAGAAGAUCGAGUUCCAGCUCCAACUUAUUGGUAUUGAUUGUGAAGAAUUAAAGUAGUAUAUAAAUGUUUUAUAAUACAUUUAUGCAUUUUUGUGUUUAAUCCAUUUAGACUAAUGGUUAAUUGUUAUUGAUAAUAACUGAUUAUAAUUAAUAUUUUAUAUAUUUGUUUGAAAAAAAAAUCAAGUUAUAUAGUAUCAUUAAAAUUCGACUGAAAUGUUUCUGAAAAUAAA
Myzus persicae (green peach aphid) is the source of this 1080-nucleotide messenger RNA. It is a transcript of the gene mRpL24, whose product is annotated as probable 39S ribosomal protein L24, mitochondrial. Gene Ontology annotation, molecular function: structural constituent of ribosome; RNA binding. Gene Ontology annotation, biological process: translation. Bases 124 to 888 code for a protein of 254 amino acids. Gene Ontology annotation, cellular component: mitochondrion; ribosome. Lineage: Eukaryota; Metazoa; Arthropoda; Insecta; Hemiptera; Aphididae. The transcript is spliced from 5 exons. The record is from RefSeq and is a predicted model, not a curated record.